Molecule: messenger RNA, 4863 nt
Organism: Sebastes umbrosus (honeycomb rockfish)
Lineage: Eukaryota; Metazoa; Chordata; Actinopteri; Perciformes; Sebastidae
Gene: tbc1d16
Product: TBC1 domain family, member 16
Exons: 14
Coding region: 387-2678 (763 amino acids)
Biological process (GO): activation of GTPase activity
Cellular component (GO): early endosome
Molecular function (GO): GTPase activator activity
Source: RefSeq, a predicted model, not a curated record
GUCAAAACCGGAAGUGUGAUUUCGUCCUGUAGAGAGAGCAGCAGUGUGGUGUCACUGUCGGGAAAGCACGGGGGAAACAAACACUCCCGUUAAUAACAGCUGGGCUGGAGAACUGUCGGUGAGAAAGGCGGUUAAAACGACCCCGGUCCGGUGAGAUGGAGUCCGGUAGAGUCCGGUAGAGUCCGGUAGAGUCCUGCUGCGGGUCUGAAGUAGGUGGAGGCGUCUGCAAAGAAAAUGUGGCACAGGGAAAUGCUGAACAAGUAGAGAGGGGAGAGGGGAUUGUGGGGUUGAGCGCUGCAGAGAGGACACUGCAGUAAAUACGGGGACACGUGUGACGGAGGAGGUGAAGUGUAGACGAUGGGCCCAGUGUCCCGGUGCCUGAGGAGAUGUCUCUGGGUCGGCUCCUGCGACGUGCCUCCACCAGGGCCUCCGACCUCCUGACCUUUAACCCCGGGGCGGGGGGCUCGUCGAUGCGCUCGGGCCUCGAUGGCGAGAUCAUCUUCUCCAAAAAUAAUGUUUGUGUGCACCCUGCAGAGCCUCUGCAGGGCCUGGCGGAGCACCACCCAGGCUACCUGUGCGUGCACACGGAGAAGGAUGAGAGCCUCGGCACCACUCUGAUUCUGACCUGGGUGCCCAACUCCCGCAUCCAGAGGCAGGAUGAGGAGGCGUUGCGCUACAUCACACCGGAGAGCUCCCCUGUACGCAGGAAUGCACGACGCCGAGGCCGACGACCCCAGUCCCGUCACACGGCAGCCCAGGAGGAAGAUGAGGACGAGGAGAGGAACAUUACCAGCAGCGCCUCCGCGGAAAGCCACAGCCUGGUGGUGGAGGCAGGAGCGGAUCCCUCGCAGCAGCAGCUGCCCUCGACGGGCGAGGAGGGUGACGAGGGCUCCUGCGAGCUGUCGGACGAAGUGAGUCGGGACAGCACCAUGGGUUCAGACUCGGACACGUUCUCCUCCCCGUUCUGCCUGUCCCCCGUCAGCGAGGCCCUCUGUGAGAGCAGCGGCUCCGUCUUCCUGGACAGUGAAAGCAGGGAGCUGUGCGAGGAGUCCAUGACCCACUCCGCAAGCUCCGCCUCCAGCUUGGACAGCCACGCCCCCUCCGAGAGCGGCGGCGGCUGCCAGUCGCACGGCAUGCGGUGGGAGGAGCAGCAGAAGGUGCUGGCUCUGGAGCAGUUGUGUGGCGUUUUCAGGGUGGACCUGGGUCACAUGAGGUCGCUGAGACUCUUCUUCAGUGAUGAGGCGUGUACCAGUGGCCAGCUGGUGAUCGCCAGCCGAGAGAGCCAGUAUAAGAUCCUCCACUUCCAUCACGCUGGCCUGGACAAGCUGGCUGAGGUCUUCCAACAGUGGAAGUGCUGCAGGGAAACUCAGCUUAAAGACCAGGUGUCGGAUGAGAAAUCCUGCAUGCAGUUUUCCAUCCAGAGGCCCACCCUGCCGUCGGCCGAGACCCACCCGGAGGAGAAGCUCUACCGGCGGCUGGACGUCACCACCUGGCUACGUCACCUCAACCACAACGGGCAGGUGGAGGAGGAGUACAAGCUGCGCAAGGCCAUCUUCUUCGGCGGUAUCGACCCAUCCAUCCGUGGCGAGGUGUGGCCCUUCCUGCUGCACUACUACAACUACGACUCCACCUCUCAAGAGAGGGAGGCCUGGAGGCUGCAGAAACGCACCCACUAUCACGACAUCCAGCAGAGGAGGUUGUCCAUGAGCCCGGAGGAGCACAGCGAGUUCUGGAGAAAGGUCCAGUUCACGGUGGAUAAAGACGUGGUGAGAACAGACCGCAGCAACCACUUCUUCAGAGGAGAGAACAACCCCAAUGUGGAGAUCAUGAGGCGGAUUCUGCUCAACUAUGCAGUGUUUAAUCCAGAUAUGGGCUACUGCCAGGGCAUGUCUGACCUGGUGGCCCCCCUGCUCACUGAGAUCCAGGACGAAAGCGACACCUUCUGGUGCUUCGUCGGCCUCAUGGAGAACACCAUCUUCAUCAGCUCGCCGCGCGACGAAGACAUGGAGAGACAGCUGAUGUACCUGCGGGAGCUGCUGCGUCUCAUGCUGCCCCGCCUCCACCAGCACCUGACCAGGCUGGGCGAGGACGGCCUCCAGCUGCUCUUCUGCCACCGCUGGAUCCUGCUCUGCUUCAAACGAGAGUUCCCCGACACCGAGGCCCUGCGCAUGUGGGAGGCCUGCUGGGCACACUACCAGACCGACUAUUUCCACCUGUUCCUGUGUGUGGCCAUCAUUGUUCUCUACGGGGAGGACGUGACAGAACAGCAGCUCGCCACCGACCAAAUGUUGCUCCACUUCAGCAACCUCUCCAUGCACAUGAACGGAGAGCUGGUGCUACGGAAGUUCAUCUUGCCACUCUGCUCUUCCAGGCCCGCAGCCUUCUCUACCAGUUCCGCCUGCUACCCAGAAUCCCAUGCAGCCUGCACGACCUUUGUAAACUGUGUGGCCCGGGGAUGUGGGACAGCCGCUACAUCCCCACUGUGGAGUGUUCUGGUGAACACCCCGACUCCCAGAGCUGCCCCUAUGGAGGCACCUCCACCCCCCGGCCCUCCUCACCCUCCCUGUCAGCCACGCCCUCGCCCAACACCGCCCCCACGCCUCCACCGAACGGCAAGAAAGGCUCUAAAGCCCGGGAUAUUUUCACCUUCCGGAAACAGUCCUGACUGCGGAGGCUAAGGGGAGCUUUGCUGGUCUUGGCUCAUGUUAGUGCAGCAAAGGUUUGGAUCCAUCUGGUUCCUGAAAUACUUGCCACCCUCUGACUCCUCUUCCCCCCAAAAGUCCCUGCUUCUAGUUUCCCUAUCUCACUGAGGAUCGUCAUCAUGUGGUGCAAAGUGAAACACUGCCUUACCAGAAUGUUAUUCAGCGUCACACAUGAAUCCGCGAUGAUGAGGACGGUUUGCUGCUCUUUCCUCGUCAGAGCAGAAUGGACAAUCACCGGGCGCUGCGUUGGUCUGGAGCUACUUCAGGUUUCGAGUCUGCUGCUGGCUUGGCAAACUUCCAGGGUCUCUGUGGGCAUGGGUCACAUCAGGGUCUGAGGCAACCGGCCUAAAAUCGUGCAGACUCUGACCGGCGGGUCAAAUGAAACUGGAGAUUCAUUCACAGGACCUGAACUUGAACUUUUAAAAAAUGUUGCCGUGUUCUCACAAUGGAAUAUUUGUGCGAAUAUCAAAUUACGUGUGCAUAUCUCAAGUCUGAGCAGGACGGUUUUUAACACGAAACCCCCUCUGUGUUAACAAAGAAACCUAUAACCAAUUACUGGUACUUUUUAAGUUUUGUUUUAAUUUUCAUUUUAACAAACAAAGUGAAUGUUUUACGUUUCUAACAAAAAUAUUUAGCAAUAUUAUAUCCUUGCAUGAGCGAUUCUUGACAUAUAGAGGGCAUGUUUGUUGGAAAACACUCGAGCCCAAAACAGAGGUAAGAAUGUGUUUACAUGACAAACACUCACAUCAUGAUAGGGCUGUGCUUAUUUCUCCUCAUCAUCAGAUUAUGAACAGGAACAUCAUUUCUCUCUGUUAAAAAGGGGUAGGAUGUUUCCUUCUGAUAACACAAACGUUCAUUUGACCUGUGCGAGGUAUCGGAUGGAUAUGAACAGCGCUGUCUGCCAAAGAAAGUUUUUAUCCUGACAGAAAAAAUGGACAGCCUCGUGUUCUACUUGAAGUUUUGUCUUCUGUGUUGAACCGUGUUUAGACACGGUUGUGAAAAAUCGUCAGCACAGUGCUUUGUUUUUCUUUCCCCUCCAGCGUUUCACUUAAAAAUGAAUGAAAAACGCACUAUCAACACUAAGAAUCAGUCCACAUGAAUGUAUCUGGAGUUUUUUUUUCUCACUCAGCAGUGUGAAAUUGUUCAAUGUGUGUGCGUGUGUGUGUGUAUAAACUGGAGUGACCUCUAAACAUCUGGUAAUGAGUUGCCGUAGAGGCCCCCCCCCCUCCUCUGACCAGUCUCUUUAAUUAUAGCAGUCAUCAUGGGGAGAAAAAGGGGAAGAAAAGUAAAGCUGGGACUCUUCAGAGGAAUAAAUACAGGAGAGAUUGGAGAGGAAAAGGGACAAUUUAAGCUUCACACGGGGAUAUAUAGAGAUCUGCGUCUUGCCUCUGUGAUUUGCAAAUCCCAGAUGUAAAGACGGUCUCCACUCUGAGGCUUCUGAGUGACACUCCUGGGGCUGAAAACAUCUUCAAAUUGCUGCUAAAAUGUAACAUUAAGACCUUCAAUCAACCCCCCCUCUCUCUCUCUCUCACCCUCUCUCUCUCUUGUGGUCUCUCGCUCUCUCACUCAGCAAGCAGUCUCUGCAAAUGACAUUCAUAACUGCUCCUUUCCUCCCCUAUUAGUUAUCAUGUGCAGCUGCUUGCUGGAAAUGCCUGCAGAGUUUUGAAGAUUGGGGUGGCUGCGUUGAAAUGAGCAAAGUCAGAGAUGCACGAUGGGAAAGUAAUCGAACUGUGUGUGUGUGUGAGUGUGUGUGUGUGCUCAUGAAUUUUAUUCAACUCAUUGGAAUCACAUUGUCUGCACAGGCACCGUAAGUCACGAGCCUAAUCACCGACUACUCCUAUUUAAAGGGGUUCUGACCAGUCAUCACUGAAUGUACUACGUUGCUGUUUUAUCUCUAUGACAUGUCGAUGUAUUACUGUACACAUCUCAGAGAAAAAAAAGAGCCUAUUCUUAUUCUUGGUAUAAUAAUAAAAACACAGGCAUACUUUGGAGAAACAUCUCUAGGAAAUGUUUUACUGCAACAACAAAACGUACCAAGAUUUAUAAAAAUGCCUUUUCUGACAAUAAAUGACUUGUGAUUGUGAUCUGACACCAAGUAAAACAAUGCUGGGAUUUACAGAAUACGUUUCAUCAUUAAACACGGCUCAAGUAAUAGCUUAAA